AUGCCCCUGCGACUGCUGAUAAUCAAUCCGAACGGGUCGAGUGCGAUCACUCAAUUGAUCAAAUCGGGUAUCGAUCCUCAUUUGGGCCCAGAUACAUUGCCCACCUAUUGGACGUGCCCGGACGGGCCUCCGGCCUUGCAAAGCCAGGAUAUCGACCAAAAUGCAGACACGUGCUUUUUUCUCCUGCUCGAUAUCCUUGGAGACUAUGACGCCUUUUUAUUGGCAUGCUAUGCCGUCCACCCACUUGUCUCGCUAUUACAGGCCCGAGUCGGCUCCAAACCGGUUGUGGGUAUUUUUGAAGCAAGCGUAGAUGCGGCUCUGCGUGUGCUUCAACCUUCUCAGCGCUUUGCAAUCCUGACCACGGGAGAAGCAUAUGAGAAGCACCUCGAAGCAGGUGUGGUACGGCUAUUGGGCAAGCCUCAAGCGGAUUCUUGCUUUGCCGGGGUGGUUUCGACAGGCAUAGGCGUACAUGAUCUCGCCGAAGAGUCGCGAGGAACAGCAAAAGAGAAGAUGGAAGUAGGGGUGAAGAAGUUACUCGGCAAGUAUGGACAUGGUAUUGCAGCUAUUUGCAUAGGUGGUGUCAUUUUAUUUGGAAUGGAGCCUUUUAUCCGGGAGGCAUAUCAGGAACAGCUCGGACCGAAAGCUGGUCAACAGAUCAUAUUUAUCGACCAGUUUGAGGCAGGUGCUGUUGCGGUGCGAAAUGCCCUUCGAAAGAAGUAA
Molecule: messenger RNA, 720 nt
Organism: Cladophialophora immunda
Lineage: Eukaryota; Fungi; Ascomycota; Eurotiomycetes; Chaetothyriales; Herpotrichiellaceae
Exons: 2
Coding region: 1-720 (239 amino acids)
Source: RefSeq, a predicted model, not a curated record